AUGUUAGACAUUUAUGAUAAUUAUUUUGAAGAGAAUCGCAAACAAAAGUUGUUGCUUACACUUAAUGGAGAUUUGAAUAGUGCGAUCAUUACAAUGGAGUAUUCGCUAAUCAGUAUGAAAGAUAUUAAAAAGAAGGCUGAACAUUUCUAUUCAAUAGAAUUAGAUCGACUUCGAUUGUUUACCUAAUAAGGGGUUGAGAUCUUUGAGGAAGAUCUAAUGUUUCUGAAAGAUGGCACAUUGCUAUACGUUUCCGAUUUUCACUUUUAGCUAGAGAUUUUGAUGCUUAUUCCCAAUUCAACCUUGGGGGAAGGAGGAUUUGGCAAAGUGAUGCUGGGUAAACAUAAGCUGACUCAAGAAUAAGUUGCCAUUAAAAUUAUCGAUUCAGGGAAAUUAUGGAAUGCUGCUGAUAUAGACUUGGUAUUUAGAGAAGCAGAAGUAAUGAAGAAUCUAAGACAUAAAAACAUUAUAAAGAUUAUCAAUUGCUACACACUUCCAAGUAUGUAGGUAGUUUUAAUUAUGGAAUUUUUAGAAGGAGGGGACUUAGUGGAUUAUAUUCAAUAGAAGGGAAAACUUACUGAGGAAGAGGCACGCAUUAUAUUUCGAUAAAUCGCAGAUGCCAUUUGUUAUUGCCACGAUUAAAAGCUAGUACAUAGAGAUCUGAAGCUGGAGAAUAUUCUUUUAACAUCUAAAACAGACAAAUAGGUCAAGAUCAUAGAUUUUGGUAUUGCUACUGUGGCUACAAACUUUAUCAUUGAUAAGAUAGAUUUGGGAAGUUUAAGUUACAUGCCUCCUGAAGUGCUAUCAGGAUAAAUCCAAUAGAUACGACCAUCUAUAGACAUAUGGGCAAUGGGAGUGAUAUUGUUUGCUCUAGUGUGUGGCACUCUGCCCUUCACUCGACCAAUCUAAGAGUAGACUGUUCAGAACAUCUUAAAAUUAAACUACUAAUUUCCAAACAUUACUUUGAGCAAGGAAUACAAGGAACUCGUUCAAUUGAUGUUGCAUCCAGAUCCAAAUGAGAGGUAUUCAGCUUAUUAGGUAUUGGGUCAUCCUUGGUUGAGGAAAAGUCAGAGCACACUCCAGGCUCCCUCCAAGUUGUUUCCAAAAGGGAUAAUAAAAAGGGAUUACACUAAGAUAAGUGGAGGGAAUGGGGGCAAUUCCAAAAAAUCAAUGACUUCUUCAUUGAUGAUUGCCAGAGAUUUUACUUGUUUACAGCAGGGCAAGACAUUUUAAUCGAGUGGAUUGGAAUCGCCAACUUUAAUAAUUAGAAGUCCAUCCUAAAUUAAACCAUUUGAGAGUUUAAAGCAACAAACUGAAAUUUUGGAAUCUUAGGAACCGGAACAAUAAUAGGAAGAGAAGAAGGUAGUGAAAACAGUUAGAGAAAGGAAGUUGUCCAGUUUUAAUUAGAAAUUGAUUGAUAAAAUAUUCAAGGAGGAUAGAGUGGUUAAAAGGACUGCUCAUACACAUCCCUUGAAUUCACCAAAGGAAUCAAAAGAACGUUCUCCUCCUAUUGAAUAUGCUUAAAUACUGUUAUCCUCUGCUAAGAUACACAGCAAGUAAUCAUCUGAAGAUUUUACUAAGAGAGUGAAGUCCAAACAGAUUAAGUUAAGGACUAUAAUCAAUUUAAGUUAGUUGACUGAUUUAAAAAUGCUCUACGGAGAUGCUUUAAAGAAGAAUAAUGAACCAAAGAGAAUAAUAACUGAAUAGAACGAUACAUUAAACUUGUACAAACUACAAUUGUCAUUUAGACAUAGAAAGAUGAGGAGCGAUCAAUUACUAUAGAGGACAUUUAAAUCUGGGGAGUUAAAGAUCAGUGAAUUAUAUAGUACUCUUUUUAAAUGA
Messenger RNA from Paramecium tetraurelia, 1839 nucleotides. RefSeq lists its product as uncharacterized. NCBI's taxonomy places the organism in Eukaryota, Ciliophora, Oligohymenophorea, Peniculida, Parameciidae. Gene Ontology annotation, biological process: intracellular signal transduction; protein phosphorylation. The record is from RefSeq and is a predicted model, not a curated record. The transcript has 5 exons. Gene Ontology annotation, cellular component: cytoplasm. Gene Ontology annotation, molecular function: ATP binding; protein serine/threonine kinase activity.